AUGAGGACAAUUGGUGACUUGAAUGCAAGGCUUCAUGUCCACUGUAUCUUCAAUGCCACUGACUUCCUGCUCCUCCAGGCACCCAUCUUCCCUCCCCCCUGCCCCCACUUCCCAGACACACAGCCCACUGAGGUUCGAGCCCUUCUCCCUGCAGAUGAGGCUCUCAGCACCUGAUCCAGGGAGGGGGACUACCCUAGCAUGAAGCUGCUCCAAGAGUCUGAUGCCACAGAGGUCUGACUCCUGCAGAGGACAGACCCAAGUCUGGUCGUGGUGCUGCACCUGUGGGGCAUUCCCAGCACCAACCCCUUCCAGCAGCCUCAGGGGCCCUUCCUGGCAGGGUCCUCUAUUGUAGACGUGGGCGUCUGGAAGGAGGAAGGCAUGGGUUCCAAACUGAGAGGAGACACCUGGCACUGUACCUCCUCAGACCGGGCCAGCCCCGCGCCAUCCCACAAGGUUUACUUCCUUGGCGGCACCUCUGCCUGCUCCCCUGCGGGGCUAGAGACCCGCUCGACUCCACGUAGCUCUGGGACUGCUCGACGGCAAUGAUCCUCAAAUCAGCACAGUGACACUGCCAGGCCCCAGAUUUCUCCAUAGCCAGUGGGCUUUGAGGAUUCCUACAGGCAGGAGCCUAUGCCAGGGCCGGCAGGCUCCACCAGGAACGCCAACCCAAGGCCUCUCCUCUGGGUAUUUCUUUUGCUGUUGGCUGUUGCCCUGGUCCCAGAGGACUGGUCCACACAGAGAUGGUUGGCACAGGCUGAAUGCAGCCUAUUUGUCCUGAAGCUGCCUGAUGCCACAGCGGGCAUGGCUGCCAGGCAGUCUGGAGAGGUCUUUGCUGCCAUGUAG
Messenger RNA from Camelus dromedarius (Arabian camel), 843 nucleotides. RefSeq names its product zona pellucida glycoprotein 1 (gene ZP1). NCBI's taxonomy places the organism in Eukaryota, Metazoa, Chordata, Mammalia, Artiodactyla, Camelidae. Gene Ontology annotation, cellular component: egg coat. Gene Ontology annotation, biological process: prevention of polyspermy; binding of sperm to zona pellucida. Gene Ontology annotation, molecular function: structural constituent of egg coat; acrosin binding. The record is from RefSeq and is a predicted model, not a curated record.